This is a messenger RNA of Diaporthe batatas, 3356 nucleotides long. RefSeq lists its product as uncharacterized. Lineage: Eukaryota; Fungi; Ascomycota; Sordariomycetes; Diaporthales; Diaporthaceae. The transcript has 3 exons. The record is from RefSeq and is a predicted model, not a curated record. Bases 2169 to 3356 code for a protein of 395 amino acids.
GGGCGAUCGUGUACCUGAUAAACUCCCAUGGGACAACGUCCGGGGGACUACCGACUCGUGGAAUCACCGCUCAUAAAACAAAAGGAUAAACUCCAAUAGGAUCCGCUCCCGCCGAAUCCCCUCCCCAAUGGAAUCAGUUAUUGCGGGACAACCUCCCAUGCACAAACCUACAACAUAAUUCUAGUAGGAUGAUCUCUCACAGCACGAUAGGACAACUUUGUUGGGCACCCUGCUAGCGGGUGCCCUACUGGACAGCCACCUAAAAGACACCCCCUCACAUCGUCUUGUAGGAUAAUGGCCUGUCGAGCAGUACAAUCCAAGCAAGGCUUCUAUAGGAUGAAUGCUAGGAGAUAUGUUGAGCGGACGUCUUCACGGAGUGUGCCGGUGUGCCCUUGCAACUUCCAGCGACCACAGUGGAGAAGUCGAAAGCUGCGCGAAAGGGGCAAAGGGAAGGGAUGGUUGAUCAUUGACCGGCUGCCUCGCUGGAUAUCCUCGGACGAUAAUUACUGGAUGAGACGGACAUGAGAUCGGCAGGGUACAAUGCUGCAGCGCGACAUUGGCGUGCUCCUUGCACUACCAUCGCAACAUGACCCGCUCUCACCACUGUGGUUUGGUUUGUUUGGUUUGUAUCAAUCGCGCCGCAGUCCAUGGCAACCAUGCUUGCGAGUUCGAAAGGGGCGGCAAAGAACAUUGGCGAUCACUGGAGCCAGUCGGCCAGUCGCCCCCCUACCACGGAGACGGGAUCACAUCUCGAUUUUUGCGGGAGCAGCGUGUAUCAUAGCUCUUGGCAGUGGCCUCACUUAUCCUAUGACUACUGGCGAGACUGUCGGGAGGUUGUAUGCUCUCCCGGCGAAAGGGGCAAGCAGCCAGGGUGACUUAGCCACAGUGGCCUCAGGGUUGGCCUUCUGCGUCAGGUCUUCCAAGGCGCGAUUGAACUGUAUGCGGUCGUGUUGUGGUCAUGCUCGUGCAGUCAAGCUCGAAGAGUCGUAGGGCUCAGCAAGGCUGCGAGGUCGGCCAGGGACCCCAGGGAAGCUUUGACGCACGGGCGUCCUCGGGUUUGCUUGGACCUCUUGACCGACCCUGAUGUUGGUUUUGACAUGCACCCUGAUGAGUGUCUCUCUGGGGCCUGAUCUGGUUGAUUUUCCUGAUCGCUUCGCUUCAGUAGAUCAAAUACUGGGCAGCUGGGAGGAUCAUUGGGGAUCCACGUUUGGUACGGGCCACGAGGGCAAGACUUGCCGAAGGAUCUCCAAGGGGAACGAUCAUUGAUGUUCGUGAUCCUCAGCUGGUCCCUCAAGCGAAACCAUGUGGUUCCAUCCAAGCCAUCCUGACCACGACCACAACGGUUGCGUCGGAUUUUGAGAUGGCAGGCGCCUGUUCGGCUGAAUAGUACCACAGACGUGCAUGAAGGGCCAUAGCCACUUCUCAACCCACACUAGCCAACACAAAACCUCAUCCGUCUCAGAGCCUCAUCCGCACUCUAGCCCGCCAAGGCCAGCCAUGAUUGGGCGGGCUCGGUCUCAACAGCCCCAGUCCAGACGAUUCCGUCGCAAGAAAUCAGACGAGGGGGUCUUUUCGUCGGGAAUUUCAGAUCAAGUUUAUUCGGCCCUGAAAGUCACUUCGAUGCGGUCCCGCGGGCAAAGAGGUACAACACCAAGCUUUGUGUUUGGUAGCCUGCCAACCGAACUCGUUCGUGCCCACCCCGGCUGCCCGGCAUAGGCGCCCCCUGAUCCCAGCCGGUUUUGAUGCUUAUGCAUAUCUUCACUAAGCUCUGCAUUCCCUUUUCGAGUCACUCCUACGAUCGCGAGUAUCACUCGCGUAGAUCCCCCUCUGGAGACUGGAGCCGGAAUGUCGAGAAGCCGGUCUUGGGGGCGGCGCAUAGCCCUCUCGACAUCAUCAAACAACAGGUGGACGGCGGCAAUGGGCAAGAACAACCACAUAUAUCCCGAGGGAUCCCCACGGUGAUGAGGAUCAUGAUCUUCGCAUGCCGUCCUCCCAAGGCUUUCCACGAUCACAUCCGUCGAUCCGUAAUUCCUGAUUUGAUUCUUUUAAGCGCCCUAGAGGCUGCUGUUUCGUUCCUUGUAUACACAUUCAUUGUCUACACUCCUUUGAUAGGACCAACAGACCAAAAGCAUCAUCUAUACUAUCCCAAAUAAAUAUCUUUGCUCAAGAUGUUCUUCAGGAAUCUCAUCACCGCCCUAGUCGGCGUGUCUGUCGUUACUGCUGCUCCUGCGUCCGUUGACCGAACUGCAACACCGGUGGAAAGGUCUUUGAAGCACAGGGCCAGAUCUCAACAACAGAAGAGAGAUAUCAUUAUCCAACAGACGGUGCUCGAGCCCCAGGUCACAGUAAUUAACAACAACUUGGACACCAUCGCGGCUCUUGCCUUGACUGCAGAGCAACAAUUUGCUGCUCUGGUCCAGUCUCAACUUGCUCUUGUGUCAACGGUGGAGACCAUCAAGAACAACAUCAGAGUCAACCAUUUCAAGAACAGGUGGACGAAUGUGAACACCGUCAUCGUUGCUGUCACCAAUGUCAUUGACCAGCGAGAUCCCAACAAUGUCAACACUCGCUACAUGGUCAACCAGCUGUUGGCGGACAAUGGUGCACCUGAUAAGGAGAUCCUCGUCAUGCUGAACUCCCCUGAGCCGCUGGUCAUCGGACCUGUCCCCACGCCCGCCACAUUGAAUGUCCCGGGCGUCGCCGGGGUCGGGAAUGCCUCUCAGCCCGCUGGCGCGGCUCCUCAAGUCGCUCCGAUGGACCCCAAUGCGCCGUUUGGCCAGAUCAAUGGUUCUGUCCUGCUUCCCUUUGGUUCACAGCCACCACAGGCCCCCAGCAACGCUCAGAUCUUUGCCGACCCGGCUGCGAUCAUCCUACCGAACCAAAACGUGUUCGUCGGGGACACGAAACUCAUCCAGCAAGAUUGCCAGCUCCUCGCUGCUGGGUCUCUCUUCAACCUGCAGGCUCAACUGCUUGCCAACCAGCAAGCCAUUGCGCAGGCCCAGCUCGCAGGCCUUGUUCUUGGAACCGCACCCCCGCCCACGAUUAUCGUGAACGUAAACAAUGGCCAGCAGAAUGGCAAGGACCAGAAUGGCAAGGACCAGAAGGCUCAGGACCAGAAGGCUCAGGACCAGAAGGCUCAGGACCAGAAGGCUCAGGACCAGAAGGCUCAGGACCAGAAGGGCCAGGAUCAGAAGGGCCAGGAUCAGAAGGGCCAGGAUCAAGCCCAGCCUCAAGCCCAGCCGCCAGCUGACCAGAAUGCUGAGGGACAGGCCCAACCACCUGCUGAUCCAGCUCAGCAACCAGCUGAGCCACAGGCUGCUCAGCCGGCCCCGGCCCCGGCUCCAUCGGGAGAGUAA